Molecule: messenger RNA, 2984 nt
Organism: Erythranthe guttata (spotted monkey flower)
Lineage: Eukaryota; Viridiplantae; Streptophyta; Magnoliopsida; Lamiales; Phrymaceae
Source: RefSeq, a predicted model, not a curated record
UCCCGGAUAGUGUGUGAUCUAAGGUGAUGAUGAAGUUUAGGGUGUAAAUGUUGCCAGUAAUGUGUUCGACAAAAUGCCGGAAAGAGACGUUGAUGUAUUGGCGUUGACAAUCUUCUGGCUGUAUUGGUCAACAUUGUCGGUAUCAACUUGGGACCGAAGUUAUUCACAAAUAUCUUAAUUUUAAUCCCCCACUUGCAGCAGCAGCAUCUCUCUUCAAAGAUGAAGUGAAAGAAUUGUAAAACAAUCAUAUUCGGGUAGUUGGAAUAUUAAUGAAGAUUCAAACCUUCGUUUUAUGGCUACUGUUAUUUCGAAUAUUUCAUAGUCACUCAUAUGUUGUUGAUGAUGAUGACAACAUGGUUUCACAUAAUAAUGGUGAAAAGAACGUAAUCAACGUCGGUUUGAUUGUCGACAUGGAAUCUUGGGUGGGGAAGGUUAUACAGAGCAGUAUUACAAUGGCUCUGUCAGAAUUUUAUAAUCUCAAUAAUGGGUGCAGUACAAGGAUUGCUCUUCAUGUUAGAGAUUCUUUCAAUUGUACAGAUGCCGCUCUCGACCUUUUGGAGAAUGUUGAAGUGCAUGCAAUCAUGAUUCAGAAAAUACCGAAUGGGGAUUCGUUUUUGCCGAGGUUAGGGGACAGAGUUAAUGUCCCAGUCGUAUCAUUUUCGUCGAUAUCGAAUGAGCAUCCUUGUUUUAUUCAAUUUGCUGAAGAUGAGAAGAAUCAGUUCCAUGGAAUUGCUGUCUUUCUAGAAGAAUUCAAGUGGAGGAGUUUCGUCUUUUUGUACGAGGAUACUGCAGAUGCAAGACAAGCCCAAACAUACGUACACGAUUUGUUACAGGAUUACAAAUUGGCUAUUGCGUAUCAAACCGCCGUUUCUAUUGAGGCGACAGAUGACCAAAUCGUUAACGAGCUUCAUAAGUUUAAUAUGAUGAAAGCUUCAACGAUCUUGGUGCAUUUGUCGCCUUCGCUAGCGACUAAAGUAUUUGUAAAUGCAAAAAAAUUAGGGAUGAUGAGCAAUGGAUUUGUGUGGAUUUUGACUAGUAAGACUACAAAUUCGUUGGAGUACUCCAUGGAUGAUUCUUCAGUUUACGAGUCGAUGCAAGGAGUUGUCGGUUUUCGACCUUACAUCCCGAUAUCAAGCAAGAUCCAAAACUUAACUUUGAGAUGGAGAAGGGAAUUUCAGCCGCACGAAUCAAAUGCGGAAAUGAAGGAGUUGAAUGUGUAUGGUGUAUUCGCAUACGAUGCUGCUUGGGUUUUAGCUGAGGCAGUCGAACGGGUUUCGGCUCGAUUAAAAUCUAAUAGUGGUUCGGCCAUUUUGAGCAAGAUUACAAACAGUAAUUCUACAGGUUUAUUGGGCACAUUUAAGAUUGAAAAUAGGAAAUUAGUUCUCGAUACAUACGAAAUAGUGAAUGUAUUAGGUAAAGGGGAAAGAAGAGUUGGUUUUUGGUCAUCUGCAUACGGACUUACAAAGGAAAUAAGUAAUUCUUCAUCGGGCAUUCUAGAAACCAUUAUCUGGCCGGGAUUCGACUCAACGGCUCCGAAAAAACGUUGGCUGUUACAAAAGAGUGGAAAAAGCUUUCGAGUUGGAAUUCCAACAAACGGAAGGUUCCCGGAAUUGGUGAGCUUGUAUCACGAUCCAAAGAAUAAUGAAACAACUUUGAGCGGAUUCUGUAUAGAAGUAUUUCGAGCUGCUGUUGACAGGUUACCGUAUAAGGUAUCUUUCGAGUAUAUUCCUUUCGACAAUCAAUAUGGGAGUUAUAACAACCUCGUACGUGAGGUCUAUCUACAGAACUUCGAUGCUGCAGUGGGGGAUAUAACUAUAGUCUCAAACAGGUCCGAAUACGUUGACUUCACUUUGCCUUAUACGGAGUUAGGUGUUGGGGUUGUCGUCAGAUUGAACAAAGACUCGUGGUUCUUCUUAAAGCCACUCAAGGCAGAUCUUUGGAUAACGAUUGGCUGUUUCUUUUUUCUGAUUGGAUUUGUCGUUUGGCUUAUCGAACAUCGUAUUAACGAAGAAUUCCAAGGUCCUCCAGCUCGGCAAAUCGGAACCGCAAUGGGGUUUGCUGCUUCGACUUUCGUUUAUGCUCAUCGCGAAAAGUUACAGAGCAACGUAUCGAAAUUUGUUGUGGGAGUCUGGUUAUUCGUAGUCCUGAUUCUGACGUCAUGUUACAUCGCAAAGUUAACUUCCCUUUUAACAGUCGAACAGAUUAAGUUGUCGAAAAGUGAUUACAUCGGUUACUCAGGUAGCUCUUUCAUACAAGGGAUUACCGUGAGCAAUCUCAAUUUCAACGACAACAGGCUCAAGCCUUAUAGUUCUCCCCCCCCCCCCCCCAGGGUAAGUUUGGAAAUGCAACCAAACAUGUUCCCGGCGAAGGCACAGAACCCGACCACCCCCACCCCCGCCGCGGCGGCGGUGGGCCCCACCAGCACCACCGUGGGGAGGGUGAAGACGAGCGUGCACGUGACAGCACUCGACGGGAUAGUGAACGUGAACUCCCUCUUCACCAUGGCAAUCUUCAUCGGUUUCUCCAUGACGGUCCCGCAAGCCGCCACCGCCGCCGCCACGGCGGCGUGCACCACUAGCCCGGAGACAGUCCGGCGGCUGAUCGUGUUCGAGGUGGUCUCGUUCAGCUUCUUCCUGUUCUCGUCCCUCAUAGCACAGAGCCUGAAGCUGGCCAUCAACCUGAUCAACAACAUGGAUCCGGGCGACCCGCACAAGGCGGAUAUCGACCCGGAUGCCCUCAAAUACGGGCUGUUCGCGUCGGCGGUCGGGUCGGUGGCGGGCUGCCUCUUCUUGACCCUGUCGAUAGUGGACUUCAUACAGGUGAAACUCGGGUCGUAUUCGUGUGGCGGGAAACCGGUUUACGGGUUGGUGGUGCUGGUUGUGUUUGUCGGAACUGCGCUUUUGGUAUACGUGACAACCGCUGUGUAUGCUUCCUUCUUCGUUGAAGUUACCAGUAAGGGUAAAACCCAGCAGAAUCAGACCUAG